Labeo rohita (rohu) is the source of this 1527-nucleotide messenger RNA. RefSeq names its product neudesin neurotrophic factor (gene nenf). The record is from RefSeq and is a predicted model, not a curated record. The transcript has 4 exons. Bases 292 to 768 code for a protein of 158 amino acids. Gene Ontology annotation, cellular component: endomembrane system; membrane. NCBI's taxonomy places the organism in Eukaryota, Metazoa, Chordata, Actinopteri, Cypriniformes, Cyprinidae.
AGCAGAAGUUGGUGUUUCUUUCAUAUAAAAUGCAAAGUCAUUAAAGUCCACUACAUCCCGGACCCCAAAUAACUAUACAUUCAAAUGUUAAACCAUUAUGUCCCAAAGCAGCGACUACAGAUUCCGUUCCGAAACAAAUGGAGCAUUUCCACCUCUGCUUGUAAAAGCUGAUCCGAGAUCAGCAGCAGAAAGGCUGAAUGGAAACAUAACACACGGUUCGAUGACAACAAGGAAACUGACACCGCAGACUUGGUUCUUACAACAUAUAAACCUCAAACACGACAGUCCACAAUGUUUCAUCCCCGAAUUGUUGUAUUAUAUGCCUUAUUAAGUAUUUGUUCCACAAAUGAGAGUAAAAUAAAAAACGCACAGAAACCGGUGCGUUUGUUCACCGAGGAGGAGUUGCAAAGAUACGAUGGGAGCGAGGACCGACAACCAAUUUACAUGGCCAUUAAAGGUGUAGUGUUUGACGUCACGACUGGAAAAGAGUUUUACGGAAAGGGAGCGCCUUAUAAUGCCCUUGUGGGCAAAGACUCGACCAGAGCUGUGGCCAAAAUGUCCCUUGACCCAGCAGAUCUCACAUAUGACACUACGGGUCUCACUGAGAGUCAACUGGAAUCUCUUGAGCAGAUAUUCAAAGGCACAUACAAAGCAAAGUACCCCAUCGUGGGAUACACCAGCAGACGUGUCCUCAAUGAGGACGGCAGCCCGAAUGUAGACUUCAAACCUGAAGACCAACCAAACUUCACCGUUAAAGAUGAAUUUUGAUGCGUUUGAAAUGAAUAAACCGAUCCAAAAGUCCAGUCAACAGUCUGAAUCAUAGUUGUUUGUGACCUUUGACUAGUUCAGGUGGGCAUGUGUAAAUUUGAGGUUGUCUGGUGGUCUUUCAGCCUACAAUCAUAGAACACAUUAUGAUGCAUACUGUCCCACGUGGGUUUUUCCCUGGUGGGCAGCUUUGAAUGUCAUUCAAAUUAGGCCACCUACAGGUGUGAUUAAAAAAAAUGAAAUAGGUUUGGUCGUUUGGCACUUUCACGUGUAUUUAACUGUUAAACAAUCUUUUCAAAUGUUUAAGCUGUUUAUGAAGUGUCUGUAAUUGUAAACAUACAUUAAAUCUCUUGGUUUCUUUCACUGUACGCGACGGGAAAGUUUUGGUGAUUCACACUUCACUUAGAAAUUGAAAUUGCUUGUGGCGAGAGGUUUCAUAUUACAAAUUAAGCGUUAAUAUAUCAUUCCACAACAACAUUUUUACUCAAACGCCGUCUCAGUCAUACUUAUAGUGUUUGUGUCUAAUCUCUAAGAAAUGCCCUGAAUGACCAGAAAUGUUUGUUACUUUUACUUGACUUGUCAUAUUAGUGUCAGCUAAGAAAUCUAAAUGGAAUAUCUUAAUGAAUUUUUGAAAACACACAAACAGGUGUCAUCUGGUUUAAAAAAAGUUUAAUGCGGCAAAUAAUCAGGCAAGUAGAACACGGUUGUUUUACAUGUAGAAGCGACCGGGGCUAUUUCCCACAAAGGAUAUAACUCAGUAAG